AUGUCCGGCAGAAGUCUUGAACCAGCUGGAGUGAAAGUAGCCAAGUGCUAUAUCUGCCAUUAUUCUAAUGCUCUUCCUGGCGAAACCUCGCUCAUGCAACAUCAACUGGAUAAACACGGCCUCAAAGACAUAAACGGCACCGAAUCAAAGCAAGGCGACGAGGUCACAAAGCCAUUCAAGUGUGCGCACCAUGGGACCAAGCACGCCUCAGAAUCUACUAAUGACGCAAAGGGAAGCUCUACGGCACCAAACUCCGCCAUCGACAACAGUGAAUUCCUCAGCCAACUGAACGACUUGAAGAAGGAUAUUAAAAAUUGGGAAUCUAAGACGGCCUGGUUGCGAUUUUCCCUUUGUAACAAGUCCUUCGACCAAGAAAUUGCGCUUGACAACCAUAAUAGGGACCGGCAUAGCAUCGAGCCACAGGACAAAUACGAUCAAAAAGGCCAGAAGCUGAAGAAGCUCAAAUGUAAACUGUGCAACAAGUCUUUUACUUACCAGUCUUCACUCUCAGACCAUUAUAGGCACAAACAUGCUUAUGAGAAGACAGAUGACUCUCCUGCAGAAAAUUCGGCUCAGAAUGCGACCACAAACGGAUCCAGCUAUCCAAGGAAGAGAACACAAAGAGAAAAGAUGAGAAUCCUCCUGCAGCUAAAGGUCUUUCGUUCUAGGGCCGCACUUUUACAACAUGAAGACGCCAAGCGCCCUAUGGAAAUGACAGAUGGUGCAGGGAUACGUGGUGGAAAUAAAGAGGUCGCUGCUGAGGAGGUGAAUUCGAAGAAAGAGAAACAAGUCCCCGUUGGACCCCCUGCACCACUGUGGAAGUGCGAUUUCUACAGGUCGACCUUUGAUCAUUUCGAUUUGCUUGAACAGCAUGUAAUACGCCAUAACCUCUGGUCGGAUGAUGGACCUGUUAUUAUACACAAGUGUGACUUUUGUCCCAAGACAUUUUACUCCGAUGAGGAGCUUGAAGAGCAUAUAAGAACCACCUAUCGUUUUCCUUCGCCGGAUGUAUGGAAGGAUACCGACGGGGAGACUGACGAGGAGAACUGCGUGGAGAGCAAUGAAGACAGCAACGAAGAGAACGAGAGGGAGCAGGAGCCCAUUGAAAAGCCAGGCGAGAACUCCGCCUAG
Fusarium fujikuroi IMI 58289 is the source of this 1131-nucleotide messenger RNA. RefSeq lists its product as uncharacterized. Gene Ontology annotation, molecular function: DNA-binding transcription factor activity, RNA polymerase II-specific; RNA polymerase II transcription regulatory region sequence-specific DNA binding. Gene Ontology annotation, cellular component: nucleus. Gene Ontology annotation, biological process: regulation of transcription by RNA polymerase II. Lineage: Eukaryota; Fungi; Ascomycota; Sordariomycetes; Hypocreales; Nectriaceae. The record is from RefSeq and is a predicted model, not a curated record. The transcript has 3 exons. The coding region runs from base 1 to 1131 and encodes 376 amino acids.